CGGAUCGCGAGCAAUUCGACUCUCUGUUCUCUUUGGGUAAAUGCGUCGAGCAAUUUCAAAGCUUUUCCAGGAUUAGUGCUCGAGAGGGUUGGGGACUGGCGGAGAAAAAUGCACGGAGGUUCCACGCCGGAGCAGGAGCCGGAGGAUCCGGAAGCCGAGUUCGUGGAGAUCGAUCCCACUGGGCGCUACGGCCGGUAUAAGGAGGUUUUAGGAAAGGGGGCUUUCAAGACCGUCUACAAGGCUUUUGAUGAGGUGGAAGGAAUAGAGGUGGCUUGGAAUCAGGUGAAGGUGGCCGAUUUGCUUCGGAAUGCCGACGACCUGGACCGGUUCCACUCGGAAGUUCACUUGCUCAAGACCCUGAAGCAUAAAAACAUCAUCAAGUUCUUUAACUCAUGGGUCGACACCAAGAAUGAUAAUAUCAACAUCAUCACCGAGGUCUUCAACUCUGGGACAUUGCGUCAGUACAGGAAAAAACAUAAGCAUGUGGAUGUAAGAGCAUUGAAGAAGUGGUCGAGGCAAAUCUUGAGUGGGCUUCACUACCUCCAUAGCCAUGAUCCACCAGUAAUCCACAGAGACCUGAAAUGUGACAACAUUUUCAUAAAUGGGAACCAGGGGGAGGUGAAAAUAGGUGAUCUAGGAUUGGCAGCCAUUCUUUGCCAUGCUCACUCCGCUCAUAGUUGCAUUGGGACACCCGAAUUUAUGGCUCCAGAACUUUAUGAGGAAGAAUAUAAUGAGCUUGUUGAUAUAUAUGCAUUUGGCAUGUGUUUAUUAGAGUUAGUGACAUUUGAGUACCCGUAUGUGGAAUGCACCAAUGCAGCACAAAUAUACAAGAAAGUGACCUCAGGAAUCAAGCCUGCUUCAUUGGCUAAGGUAAAGGAUCCAGGAGUCAAGAGGUUUAUCGAAAAAUGCAUUGCCAAUGUUUCUGAGAGAUUGCCCGCAAGGGAAUUAUUACUAGACUCUUUUCUCCAAGAAGAUGCAGACACUGACAGCAUAGGUUAUUCCCUGAGAUCAUCAUCAAGUCAAUCAGAUAAUGUUGGUCAUUCCAAUGCAAGUACAAUUUAUGGGUAUGACCAACUAGAACCAGCUACAGCUGGUCGAGAUUUCACUGUGGAAGGUCAACGCAAAGACCUCAACACAAUAUUUUUAAAGCUACGGAUUGCGGAUUCAACAGGUCAAAUUCGCAACAUUCAUUUUCCAUUUGAUAUUGAGGCGGACACAUCAGUAAGUGUUGCCACAGAAAUGGUGGCAGAAUUAGACCUUACGGAUCAAGAUGUCACAACGAUUGCUGCAAUGAUAGAUGCUGAGAUACAUGCCUAUGUCCCAGAAUGGAUGUCAGGAGAAGCUUUUGAAUAUCAUAGCAAUUAUGUAACAGUUUCUGAUUGUCAUAGCCAUGAUUCGGAAGCUGAAGAUGAAGUUUCUGCUUUGCCUAAUGAAUUAGACAAUCCAGCUGGCAGUCUUACCCUAGAACGGCUCCCUUCUGGUCGGAAGUAUUGGUCUGAUUCUCCAAAGGCAACUAGUGUAGACUCUCCAGCAUCUCUUGCACACUCAAAUGCAUGUUCUGAGUUGGAAUUGCACGGAAGUGAAGACAUAUCUCUUGAGGUUUAUGAUGAAAAAGGUGAUUCCUUUAAAAAGGAUGGCCAGAGGACAUCCCGGUCAAUUGACCGCUCUUCACCUAAACAACAGAUACGUUCCCCAGGUUCUGGUGAUGGUGGUGACAAUAAUCUGGGAACUGGGUCAUUACUAAUAUCUUAUAAUGCGAGAAACCCAUCCUCCACUAACAGUCUAAACCGAGACCUGGAUGAAUCACCUUCAUGUGCUGGAUUUCAGUUGUGUAACCGUGGAGUCCACUCUGGACAGCUUGAGGGCAGUGAUACCAAACUAAAUGAAACUUUUCUUGCAAAUAAGUCCGAGGAUAUGCAGUUCAUUGUUAAAAAAUUAGAGCGUUUGUUGACUGAGCAGCAGAAGGAACUUGAUGAUCUGCAAAAGAAGCAUAAGGUUGCGAUAGCAGAAAUAUUAAAGAAACUUCCUCCUGAGCAACAUAGUGAAGUUCUAAGGAUAUGCUGCUCAAAAGUCAAUAUUAACAGGAUGCAAAAAUAGAUAUAAUCUAUACAAGCUCCCUGGCCUCAGGUCCCUUCUCACUGUCAGAGGCGUAGCCAGGUCAUAGGAAGCUAUCAUGUAGAUGAUCCUUUAGGACCAUCUUAUGUGCAGACAGUCUUUGACUUUUCCUUACUCCACGUGUGACCACUAGCAUACGAUUGAUUUCUUUUCAUUUUUUUCUUCAGAAAAUGAUAAAGUUUAGUAGAAAGCAUGCGAUUUGAUUGCUUUUAGGGAUUUUUCAUAUUUUAGAUGUGCCUUAAAAUCACCUGAUGCUGGUUCAUCCGCAAUCUUAGAAGAGCUUAUGAAGAGCCAAAGCAAUGGGGUUCUCUGGAGAUUCCGGAACAUGUGCCUGCCUGCCAGGUGUCAUAAAAUGUAUGGCAUAUUAUGGCACAUGUCUAAAUUAUCUCUGCUUGUUGUGGUGCUGCGAUAUUGUCACUGACCGUUGCUGCAAACCCUGUACCCUGAGAAAGUGAUCUACUGUUGCAGUUGGUCUCACUACCUCUUCAUUUUCUGGUAUAACCAACAGUUGAAUGGGAUAACUUGUGUACAUUCAGCUACUAUACAUGUGCUGAUGGUAUCAUCUUGCAUAUUUUAAUAAUUACUUUGUAUUUAUCAUUGAGUGCAACUAACAGUCGUAUCAUGUACAAUUAAAUCCUUUUUAUUUUUUUUGGUUUUAUACCAGUGUAUGUGGUUAAAUCUUUGGCUUGGUUAUGUAUUCAUCCAUGCAUGUUAAAGCUUUAAAUUUGUGUGUCAA
This is a messenger RNA of Musa acuminata subsp. malaccensis (wild Malaysian banana), 2851 nucleotides long. RefSeq names its product probable serine/threonine-protein kinase WNK2. The record is from RefSeq and is a predicted model, not a curated record. NCBI's taxonomy places the organism in Eukaryota, Viridiplantae, Streptophyta, Magnoliopsida, Zingiberales, Musaceae. Gene Ontology annotation, biological process: protein phosphorylation; intracellular signal transduction. Gene Ontology annotation, molecular function: protein serine/threonine kinase activity; ATP binding. Gene Ontology annotation, cellular component: cytoplasm.